Daldinia childiae is the source of this 1029-nucleotide messenger RNA. RefSeq lists its product as uncharacterized. Lineage: Eukaryota; Fungi; Ascomycota; Sordariomycetes; Xylariales; Hypoxylaceae. The record is from RefSeq and is a predicted model, not a curated record. The transcript has 2 exons. The coding region runs from base 1 to 1029 and encodes 342 amino acids.
AUGGCUGCUGCUGCAGGACUUGCUGGCCAGAUCCAUGGCCUUGAUAACGCUGGCCUCAACAACGUUUUCCGAUUCAGCAUCAACGACAACUCGAGAGACGAAGAACUCGGGAUCGUUUGGACCGACGCCGACGAGUCAAUGGUCAAGGCCAGAGUAGACACGGCCUAUCUUCCAAAGUUUUGGAAGAUGAUGGUCCACAUUUACAAGCGAAGCCCUUCAGACCUCUUCAUGUGGGGACUGCGAAUCGGCGACAAUGAAGACGAGAUCUUAAGAGACCUUUGUGAGAUCUUGCCCCACGAGGUUUGGCAAUCCAACUUGUCACUCCUCAGAUACUGUCUACAGAGGGCAAUAUGUCUUAGAGUCAAGAACCACGCACAGCCCUUUGGUUUCUUCAAGGGCAUGUUCUUGGGACCAAUGCGUGGCCUCGAACAGUGCUUAAGCAAUGUCGAGGCACAUGAGCGCGAUGCGGCACUAGCAGAUGGCGUCUUCAACGCAUGGGUGGCGACUGCACAAGACAUGGAGACAUCAGUUGGAGCGUUCAUGUGGGAGCUCAGCAAUAUCAUCAGAGGGACAGAAGUAAUCGGAACCCUAAACGAGGAGAGGUUCUUCAUUCUACAGAAGAUCGAUAUCCUCAAUAUCCGAAGAGCCCUCGAUGCCCUCCAUGGCAAAGGUCUAUACCCUCUCAGAGUCGACAUGCGGUACGUCACUUACAUACGGUCUUACGCCGGCCAAUGGCCUACAUUUGAGCCAUUUACCAAGGACAUGUUGAAUAUAUGCGAGAAAGUAUCCAUCCUCAACCGACGACGUGCCCGUGCAAUGGGUCUACCAGAUAUUCCUGUAGCCCGACACGAAAUCUACACGCGGAUCCCCUACUGGCUAAGCUCUAAGUGUGAGGAUAAGCGGGUUAAGGAGGUGAUGUUCCAAUACGGCGACUUGUGGACUGUAUAUUCCACGGCACCUAUCCCCGAGCAGCCCGUUCAUGAAGAGGCGGUGGACAACAUGGACAUGGAGAACUCUGAUGACCAUUGA